Messenger RNA from Coregonus sp. 'balchen', 401 nucleotides. The record is from the annotation of a GenBank genome assembly. Lineage: Eukaryota; Metazoa; Chordata; Actinopteri; Salmoniformes; Salmonidae.
GACAAGGUGCCCGUCAUGUGAGGCUCAGUUCGACACAUGCCCCCGAAUUCCAUGCCAAGUAUGGCACUGGCAUGAUGAUCGGAGGAUUCGUGUUCUGUGUGUCUGUCUGGGGAUUUGUAUGUUUAUUUUAAUCUCUUUGUUGUGCCAAUUUCUAGUAGGCCUUAAACACCUUGUGGUAUAGAAGAAUGUAUAACAUUUGUAUAUCCUAGUCUUUCUUGUGUGUAUUAUUCCUUCCCCACAUCAACAUCAAUCCUAACGUGCUGUGUACACACUAAUUUCAGUCGUUAUUUGUGAUGCGCAACAUCUGUCCUCGUUUUCAGGUACUAACACAAACCGGCAUCACAUGGAAUCUGUCUCCAGUUGGGAAGGUCCAGCCCAAACCAUGGAGGGAGGCGGAAGAA